AUGUCGACUUCAGCCAGUGAUAAUCAACUAUUUAAUGGGCAGUUUAAUGCUCAAAUAUUUGCAGCUAUAUUUGUUCCAGCUAUAUUUUUAUUUAUAAUUAUCUUAACAAUGCUUGUCUUUCUUAUAUAUCGUCAACCGUCUGAUUAUGAUAGUUAUAUAAUUAAUAAUGAAAAUGAACGUAAUGAUAAUAAUAAAUCAGAGUGUAAAUUCGAAAUAUUAUCUCGAACACCAACUAAUUAUGCAUAG
Molecule: messenger RNA, 246 nt
Organism: Rotaria sp. Silwood2
Lineage: Eukaryota; Metazoa; Rotifera; Eurotatoria; Philodinida; Philodinidae
Source: the annotation of a GenBank genome assembly